AUGGCUCGCAAGCUUGUGGCUGCGGCAGUGGCAGCUUUCUUCCUCCUGGCCGUCAGUGGAGCUGCAGAGCUCCGUGGCGGCGGCGUCAGUGCGCCACUGCUGGUGACGAAGGAGAGCAGGAGAGCAGUGGUGUCGACCGACGCCGGAAGCAUCACAUCCGUCGACGUGAACGACGAAUCCAGAGGAAGGUACCAUCUGGAGUUCAUCACCAUGGAGCCCAGCUCGCUCUUCCUCCCUGUGCUACUCCAUGCUGAUAUGCUCUUCUACGUCCACUCCGGCAACGGCAGAGUACAUACGAGUGUUAGAGAGGAUGAAAAGGAAAGGGUAGAGCACAUGGACGUGGAGAGGGGUGACGUCUCUGUCGUGGAAAAGGGUAGCGUAUUUUAUGUACAAAGUCGUCCUUCCCUCACUGAGGAAAGCCUCCAAAUUCAUCUCCUAUUCAACCAUGUUGAUGAAGGGAACUCCGAGAAAGCAUCGAACGAAGCUUAUUCGAUCAUCGGCGAUCUCAUUCGUGGGUUCGCGGCAAAGAUCCUCCAAAAAGGAUUUGGGGUUUCUGAGGAGACCAUCGAAGCCAUCAAAAGGGUAGAAAAGCCUCCUUUGAUCAUUCCUUUUCUGCAUAACAAUGAGAUGAUGGAAACACAUACUUGGAUCAGAAGAAUUACGAGUGAUACACAUGAUGAAUUGGCAAAAAAGAACAAGAAUAAGAAAUUCAACUUCUUCAAGGCCAAACCCGAUGUCGAGAAUUGCAACGGCUGGAGCACUGUCUUGACCCACAAGGACCUCAAGGCUCUCGAGAGCUCCCACAUUGAAGCCUUCAUGGUCAACUUGAGCAAGGCAAGUUUCUUCAAGUACUCUUCUAGCAAAGUAUAUCUGAACAUUAACAAGGAGUUUCGCGAUAAAUCAGGGGGAAUGGUGCAAGUAGUUUGUCCCAACCAGGCACCAAUUGACAUGUACCAAUGCAAAGAGAUUAACUUCAGGGUGAAGGAAGGGGAUGUGGUGGCGGUGCCGGGGCAUCUACCGAUGAGCCAUAUGUCCUACAACAAUGGUAGCCUUGUAUUUGUAGGAUUCAGCGGCAUCGCCAGAAAGAAUUCACCACAGUGGCUGGUAGGGAAGAAUUCGGUGCUUCAGACUAUCGACAAAGAGAUUUUGGCACUGGCACUCAAUGUUCCAAAGUCUAUCGUUAAAGACUUGGUGAGGUCUCGAUCGGAGCCGAUGAUCCUCGACUGCACAUCGUGUGCAGAGAAGCUUGAUGAUAAAAUGGAAGAGGAAGCAUGA
Molecule: messenger RNA, 1275 nt
Organism: Zingiber officinale
Lineage: Eukaryota; Viridiplantae; Streptophyta; Magnoliopsida; Zingiberales; Zingiberaceae
Product: vicilin-like seed storage protein At2g18540
Exons: 4
Coding region: 1-1275 (424 amino acids)
Source: RefSeq, a predicted model, not a curated record